AUGGGGGGGGAGCCGCCGCCGCCGCUCCUGCUCCUGCUGCUCAGCCUGGCCGGGCGCCGAGCGGCCGCGGAGUCCAGCUUCCAGCAAGAUCUGCCCCCAGAAGAGCAUUACCGCUGCCUUAGCAGUACCUGGCCCAUCCCUCAGCAGGGGUGCCGGACGCUGUCCAAGACCUACCAAGCAGAGGAGAGCAAGAUUGUGGCAGAUGCCAAAAUAGUCUAUAAUCAGAGCAUUCCUCACAGCGGGCCGCACAGGCCAUUUGGGGCAGUGGCAGGAGAGUACCUUUAUUGCCCCCCUCAACGCUGGCUGCACAACCUGAAGCAGGGCGGGGUGGCCUUUCUCUACCACCCCUGUGCCCACCCCACCCUCCGCAGCCAGCUGACCCUGCUUGCCCGAGCCUGCCUGCCUCAUCACAUCCUAACCCCACACGGGGGCCUGACGCAGGAAUGGCCCCUGGCACUGGUGGCAUGGGGCGCCAGCCUGCAGAUGGCAAAGGUGGAGCUGGCCCAGGCUGUGGCUUGGCUGAAGAGGCACGCCGCCCGAGAGAGCAGAAGCCAACCCUGGGCAGGCAGGAGGUAUCGCCAUCUGAUGAAACGCCCGACGGUACAUGCCAUGGGCAAAGAGGUAUGCCCAGCACACCGGAUAAAGGCUUUGCAGAAACAUUUCUGCCGAACAGAUACCAACCGGAGACGCCGCGAGCUGCCGGCAUCAGACAGGAAGGGCAUGGAGCGGCUUCCUCGUCCUCAUGGGCCCAGUGACCAGGACUCGGCAGUAGCUAGUCGCAGCCAAGACGGAGCCGCGGUCAUGCCCUCCGCUAACUUGCAGGCCAAGAGGAAGGGCGUCCUUGAGGUGGCGGAGGCCAAGGGAAGCUCCCACCUGGCUUCUGUGCCCCAGCCAGGCCUCCCCUCUGGCCAGCCGCUCCACCCCAGGCUGGGUACCAGACCAUCAGCUACAACUGCCCAGACAGCAGGGGAAGCCACUCAGAAGCGGGAGUGUCCUUGCGCAGACGGAGACCACCACCGAGCCCCGGCCCAGCAGCUGAAGGUGAAGGAGGCGGGGGGACGCUUGCGCACCCCUCGCACCGAAGAAGCCGCCUGGGCUGCCAGCGCCCUCACCUUCCUGCUGGUCACGCUGACGCUGGCCAUCUUGUACACACGGCUCCACCGGAACUGCCGCCGCGGCCAGUCUCUCUACUGGACGAUGAGCGGCGAAGACGGGCGCGACACAGUGGCCAUGGUCAUCAAACGCCGGAUCCUGUCCACCCAGAACAGACGCAAGAAGAGAACCCGUCAGCUGCAGCACCGGGCUCUUCUGCAGACGACGUCUAGCGAGAGCUCCGAGUAG
Messenger RNA from Euleptes europaea (tarantolino), 1341 nucleotides. RefSeq names its product tumor protein p53 inducible protein 13 (gene TP53I13). The transcript has 9 exons. Gene Ontology annotation, cellular component: cytoplasm. The coding region runs from base 1 to 1341 and encodes 446 amino acids. NCBI's taxonomy places the organism in Eukaryota, Metazoa, Chordata, Lepidosauria, Squamata, Sphaerodactylidae. The record is from RefSeq and is a predicted model, not a curated record.